This is a messenger RNA of Hydatigera taeniaeformis, 1686 nucleotides long. Lineage: Eukaryota; Metazoa; Platyhelminthes; Cestoda; Cyclophyllidea; Taeniidae. The record is from the annotation of a GenBank genome assembly.
AUGGAUCCAUUGACUACAGAGCCUCUCGGGGACUCAGAGGAGGAGCAUAUAGAAGAAUUUGACUGCUCAGCUGACGUUGCUGGAGGAACUUCCUCGGAACAUAAUUCUCCGAAAUCCUCGAAUCGGGAUUGCUCUCCGUAUGCAUCUGUUAUCGAUAUGGGUGAUAAUGUUUACAGAAGGGAGGAGCACUACUUAGGUGAUAACGGAGACAUGUCUGUUCAUAGCAACACGAAGCCAAUCCGGUUUCCUGGUCGUGUUGCUGGGUUUCGGUUGUCCGAUGGCCAUAAGAAGUCAGUUCAAAUGCAGUUUGAGGGCAGAAAAUUCAAGUCAUCUGCCAAAUCGUACUUGAAGAAGGAGAAGCAACCGGACGUAACAGCAGAGCUGACACGUUGCAAAGACGAGGACUCCAAUUAUCUGGAGUUUUCUGAUUUCGGAUUGCAGUCUCUACCGACUGGCAUAUUCAAGGAUCUUCCUCAUGUGGAGACUCUCUUUCUGAAUGGAAACAAACUGACUGGUCUACCAGCAGGUCAGCUUACAGGCCUACCAAAUCUGCGUCGACUGUUGCUUCAACAGAACGCCAUCGUCUGCGCCGGACUUCUGCCUGAUCUGGCCAAGCUAACCUCUCUGGAGGUAUUGGACCUUCGGCAUAACCGUCUCGAAGGCGACUUGCCUUCCUGUAUCUACGGGCUCCGCGGACUAAAACAGCUUAUCCUUAGUUAUAACAAAAUUGGAGUCCUUUGCGACGAUAUAAAAAAUCUCCAGCGCCUCACGAUUCUCAUUGUCAAUCGGAACUCUAUUCGACAAAGCAUCCCCAACACGAUCGGUCAGCUAGCAUGUCUGACCAAACUCGACCUCUCUUACAACCACAUCCAAACCCUACCUGCAAGUCUUGGCCAAUGCACACAGCUAACAGACCUCUACCUUCACUACAAUCAGCUGACCCAUCUUCCUGAAUCUAUCGGGAACCUUACCAAUCUGAAUCGACUAAUGCUCAAGUACAACCGCCUUGUGGAGAUUCCGGAGUCACUAGCAAAGUGCACGCGACUGGACGAAUUUAAUGUUGAAAAUAAUCAACUUUCCACGCUCCCAGCGCAUCUGCUUGACAGCAUGUCAUCGGUCCGAAAUGUGACUUUUUCACGAAAUUUCUUCAGCGUUUUUCCCCCGGGUACCUGCGAACAAUACACCCACGUUAUGUCUUUAAAUAUGGACCACAACAGAAUUACUGAGAUACCUCUGGAUGUGCUCUCUCAUCUUGGUCAAGUGACGAGGCUCAAUCUUCGUGACAACGAGAUCGCAGACCUCCACGCUGAGGACUUGCGUCACUGGGAUAAUUUAGUUGAAUUGGAUCUCGGUUCUAACCAUCUCUGCGGUCUGCCUGACGAGUUAGAGGCUCUGAAAUCACUGGAACUGUUCAGAUUGAGCUACAACCAACUGAAGCGCCUUCCAAGCACUUUGGGCAAGCUGCAGCGACUGCGAAUGUUGGAUCUUGAGUCAAACCAACUGGAAUCUCUUCCAUCAACCCUCGGCGAGCUUGUGAAUCUACAAGACCUCAACGUUGUUUGCAACCGUCUCACAACCUUUCCGCCUUCCAUCGGCAAUCUUCGUGAGCUGAAAGUCCUCAAGGCUGGUGAAAAUGAUUUGACUGAGCUGCCUCCAGAAAUUGCCACUUGUGGUCACAGUGAGUAG